Theobroma umbraticum is the source of this 1097-nucleotide messenger RNA. Its product is annotated as cytokinin riboside 5'-monophosphate phosphoribohydrolase LOG5-like. Gene Ontology annotation, cellular component: cytosol; nucleus. NCBI's taxonomy places the organism in Eukaryota, Viridiplantae, Streptophyta, Magnoliopsida, Malvales, Malvaceae. The record is from RefSeq and is a predicted model, not a curated record. Gene Ontology annotation, biological process: cytokinin biosynthetic process. Gene Ontology annotation, molecular function: hydrolase activity, hydrolyzing N-glycosyl compounds.
CCUCAAGAAUCUUUGGAAAAUACCCUUUAGCCUUUAGCUUUGGGUUAAAUCAAUCAAAUAGAAAGAGCAGUAAAAAAAAGCAAAAGAAAAAUACACACCAAAAAGAGGUAUGGAGGAGAAUAAAGCGGUGAAUUCCAGGUUCAAAAGGGUUUGCGUCUUUUGCGGAAGUAGCACCGGCAAGCGAAACUGCUAUCGUGAAGCUGCCCUUGAGCUGGGCAAAGAGCUGGUCUCCAGGAGGUUGGAUCUUGUUUAUGGUGGAGGAAGUGUCGGGUUGAUGGGAUUGGUUUCUCAGGAGGUCCACCGUGGUGGAGGACAUGUCUUAGGAAUUAUCCCCAAAACUCUGAUGAGAAAAGAGAUAACAGGGGAAACAGUAGGAGAGGUCAAACCUGUUGCGGACAUGCACCAAAGGAAGGCUGAGAUGGCCCGCCAUUCUGACUGUUUUAUCGCCUUACCAGGUGGAUAUGGAACUCUGGAAGAGUUAUUAGAAGUCAUAACAUGGGCCCAGCUUGGAAUCCACGACAAGCCUGUUGGCUUGAUUAAUGUGGAUGGCUACUACAAUUCUCUGCUCACCUUCUUGGACAAAGCCGUGGAUGAUGGAUUCAUCAGACCAUCCCAACGUAGUAUUGUUGUCUCCGCUCCGACUGCAAGAGAACUUGUCCAAAAACUGGAGGAAUACGUGCCACUGCAUGAUGGAGUUGUUGCUAAGGCAAGGUGGGAGGCUGAACAAUUGGAGCUGAAUUCAUCUUUGCAAUUUGAAAUUGCUCGUUAAAAAGAGGACAAAGGUCUCUCUUUCGUUAGUUCUUUACUUUUCUUUUCUUUUUUUAUGGUUUUUCCGAUCAGCAAAUGUAACUAUGCAACUAGCUAGGGUUCCUCCUUUCAAGUUUUGUAUGUACCGUGUUACUCUAGGAUAGAAAGGAGAAAAAAUCCUUGGUAUAAAAAGGAAAAACAAACAUUGUUAGGUGGCUGUUAACUCCUUGUGUUGGAUGAAAACGGCAAGUAGCAAGUGGUGUUUGCUUUGUCAUAAUGCCAAUCUGUAAAAGUUACAGGAAAAGAACACGAAGGAAAAACAAAAAAAAAAAAAAAGGUGUUUUUUAUUC